AUGAAGAAAUUGGAGAGGAUUCAGAGGUCAGCAACAAAGUUGGUUCCAAGUCUCCAAGACUUAUCAUAUGAAGAGACAUUGAGAAGGUUGAAUCUACAGACGGAACAACAGAGGGAGAGAGACCUGAUUGUGGUGUAUAGGAUGAUGAAUGGAUCAGAAAAAGUGGACCAGCAGGAUCUGAUAACAUGGGAUGUAAGAGAUUCAAGAGGACAUGAAAAGAAGUUGAAAAAGGCCACCUGUAGAAGAGAUAUUAAAAAGAGCAGCUUUCCCCAAAGAAUAGUAGAGACAUGGAAUAGCUUGGAAAAAGGUGUAGUUCAUGCAAGGUUCAUUCAGGAUUUCAAGGCCAAGUUGGAUGAUAGUAGAUACAGAGAUGGGACAUCAUGA
Messenger RNA from Scylla paramamosain (green mud crab), 384 nucleotides. RefSeq lists its product as uncharacterized. The transcript has a single exon. Lineage: Eukaryota; Metazoa; Arthropoda; Malacostraca; Decapoda; Portunidae. The record is from RefSeq and is a predicted model, not a curated record. The coding region runs from base 1 to 384 and encodes 127 amino acids.